Mauremys mutica (yellowpond turtle) is the source of this 582-nucleotide messenger RNA. Its product is annotated as kinesin-like protein KIF22. The coding region runs from base 40 to 582 and encodes 180 amino acids. NCBI's taxonomy places the organism in Eukaryota, Metazoa, Chordata, Testudines, Geoemydidae. Gene Ontology annotation, biological process: microtubule-based movement. The record is from RefSeq and is a predicted model, not a curated record. Gene Ontology annotation, cellular component: kinesin complex; microtubule. Gene Ontology annotation, molecular function: ATP binding; microtubule motor activity; ATP hydrolysis activity. The transcript is spliced from 5 exons.
CUCCCCCCCUGCCACCCCCCAACCCCUGUGGUGGGCACCAUGCUGUCCCAGCAGAGAGCCAGCCUGGCCGAGCCCCGCCGUGCCAGCCCCCCAGCCCACGUGCGAGUGUGCGUCCGCCUGCGCCCCUGCAGCCAGGGGGACCCCUGCAUCCGCGGCCUGGAUUCCCGCUCCCUGGAGAUCAUCUAUUGGAGGAACAAGAUGGAGACUCUACAGUACGAGUUCGACACCUUCUAUGGUGAUCCAGCCACCCAGAAUGACAUCUACACCGGCUCCGUGCGGCCUGUCCUGUGCCACCUGCUGGAGGGGCAGAACGCCAGUGUGCUGGCCUAUGGGCGCACCGGUGCUGGUAAGACGCACACCAUGCUGGGCAGCACUGAACAGCCAGGUGUGAUCCCACGGGCGCUGCGGGAUGUCCUGCAAAUGACACGGGAGGCGAGCCGCUCACCCGGGGCUGAGGAGUGGGACUUCUCCGUCUCCAUGUCCUACCUGGAGAUCUACCAGGAGAAGAGACUGUCCAGUUUGGCCGAUGUACAUAGCAGAGGGGCAUUCUCUGUUUUAGACCCCGUUCCUGUCACCGCAUAA